CAAAACCCCAGUAGUACUUCCCCCAAACCCCCGCCCCUGAAUCCCGUUCCGAUCCCCAAUGGCCGCCGCCGCAUCCGGCAGCACGCCGCCGCCGAGGCGGCGCGGCCGCCCCCGCGGGAGCAAGAGCAAGAGCGGGCGCGGGCGCGGGCGCUCGCGGAGCCUGAGGUGGAGCAAGCCCACGAAGACGCACCGGCGGUCGCGGUCGCCACGCGGACGCGGGUCGCCCGACGGGGCCCAUUCCGCGCGCCACGCGGUGGACCAUCCGGUGCCGCUGCCUCCCGGCACCGCGGUCGAGGUCCGCGUCGACGACGACGGCUUCCACGGGUCCUGGUUCGAGGCCACCGUCCUCGACUUCGCGCCCGCGCGCGGGUACCGCAGCCCCGCGCGCUACACCGUCAGCUACGUGCACCUCCUCGCCGACGACGACGAAGGCGUGCUGGCCGAGCCCUUCGCGCCGUCCCACAUCCGCCCGCGCCCGCCGCCGACCGACCCGCCGCGAUUCCAGACCCACGACAUCGUCGAGGCGUUCCACAACGAGGGGUGGUGGUCGGGCAUCGUCGUGUCCGCCCCCGACUCCGACUCCGCCGCCGCCGGGGUCACCGUCGCGUUCCCCAUCACCCGCGAGGUCAUCGAGUUCGCGCCCGGCCUCGUCCGCCCCCGCCGCGACUACGUCGACGGGGACUGGAUUCCUUCUACGGUCGCGAUGGUUGUACGCCCCAAGCGCGCGGUCAAGGUCUACGAGGUCGGGGACAAGGUGGAGGUGGUGAGGCAUCGGAAGGCGUACGGCGAGUCGUGGUUCCCCGCCACGGUGAGGGUCGUCGUCGACGACCUCAGCUACGUCGUCGAGUACUUCGAUCUGGAGGAGGAGGGGGAAGGCGGGCCGGAGAAGGCUACCGAGUACCUGCAUUGGCGUUUCAUCAGGCCGGCUGUCGAGCAUUCGCCAAGGGAGAGCGAGUUCCAGCUCCGGCCCGGCGCUGCCGUGGAGGCCUACUGUGAUGGGGCAUGGUCACCGGGAGUGGUGCGCCGGGUCCUUGGGGAGGGUGAGUAUGAGAUCGGUAUUGUUGUUGCUAAGAAGUCGGAAAUGCUGGUGACCAAGGUGGUGCCAUUGCUCAAGCCGCAGUAUAAGUGGAAUGGCAAGCAAUGGAGGAUUGCGACCCCUAAGAGGCAGGCUAACUCGAGGCGGCGGUCUGUUUCUGGUAAAAGUCCAAGGUCACCAGUUGAGGUGUCAUCCGGUAAUGAAGAACACAGUCUAGAAAAGAACACAUUAACUGAAGGUUCUGAACAUGCUUCAGUCUCUGAGAUGGACAUUCCUUUGUCUGCUCUGUGCAAGUCACCAGAAAGCACUCAUUCACCGAAUUCUUUUGUCUCUGAAAAGAACAGUCCUCGAGGUUCACAUGGGAUAUUUAAUUCGGUACCAAUGAAUGGACUCCUUUGUGCUUCUCCAGGACAUUCAGCACCAGUGGACAAUCAAGAUAUCCUGUCUGAUAUGGUUGUUACUGAUGGUGAGCUUAAUGGACCUGCCUCUGGAAGAAGUGCUGAUGGCCAUGAUACGCUUUCCAUUACUGAACUAAGAAAGAAAAUGGCUUUAGCGCGCAGAAAUAGUGCUGUCAACCGCAAACAGGAGAACCUUGUCAAAUCACUUAGGCUGAAGAAAUGUAUAUCGAGCAUUAAAGCUGUGAAAACACACCCUAUUGAAGAACUUCAGGGAAAGAUUCAGCUGAAGGGAAACAUGAAUUUAUCUCCAGACAUUGUUUUAGCUUUGGGUGUCUCUGGGACUGGCCGGACUAUUUUGUCUCCAGAUAGACCGGUGUCAAUAGGGACAAAAAGGGGUUCAAGUACAAAGGUUCUUGCCUGUAAGAAAUUGGCUAAAAGGAGAGGAUCCAAAGAACUGUGCAGUCCAAAUAACUCAUUGGAUGUGACUAGGACUGUCCAGCAGAGAGGAAGCAAGGAAGUGGCAGAGCCAAUGGAAGAAUGUCCCUUAGCAUUUGAGUGUCUGAAUUCUGGUACGCAAGAGAAGCUUGAUAGAACUUUGGAGGAUGCACAGAACAUAACUGAAUUAUCGAAUCAGGACCUGUUCCCGUUGGUGCCUCCUGGCUUUAAAUCAAUGGAUAAUGGGAAAGGUACUAAUAUACAUGAUACUCAAUUUGAUGAAGAGCCAAUUGGUACGACCAACAGCUUUGUUGAACCAAAGGGAAAUGGUGACAUGUGCUCAGACCAUGCUGGUACCAAAUUAGCUGAAAGCGACCAUGUUAUGGAAACAGGCAUCGUAUCUCUUGAUUGUCCGGCUCAACAAUCCCGUGGAAAAGUUUUACAGAAUGAUGGGAGUUCACAGUGCGUUAUCGACAGCUCUCCAUUGAGGAGCUGCUCUGCUUUUGAGAGCUUGUUGCCUUCACCACAGCCUCUCUCUCAAGUAUCUAAUCACCAGGCUUUGUUCGUCAAGAACUUACCUAUGUGGCAUCUAGUUGAAGCAAUGCAUGUGUUUAAGGAGCUUCCUCAACAACCGCAUUUCCUUCCACUCCAAGAGCAUCCCGCAUUACUGCGUGAAGGAAUAGCAUUAGGUCUGACGUUGUCAUUCGCGGACUUAGUGAAGAUUACAUUGGAAGCAAGCAUAGACAACAGCAUGGAAUGGUUCGAGGACAAUCUCAGGACAAUCUCCUAUCUAGAGGCAAAUGGAUUUAGUGUGCAAUUUUUGCAGAGCGCCAUGACCGAAAUGGUCAAGAUAAAAUCUCAGCUCACCAGUUAUCAUGGAGAAAUGGGCAAGCUGGAUUCGAAGUUUGUGGAGAAGACUGCUUCAUCCUCCCGAGUUGGUGCACUGCUUGAUGAAAAAGAUAUAGCUGCAGCUGAGCUCGAGCAAGAACUUGGGCGCAUUCGCCAGGAAAGCCAGAAGAUUGCCAAGGAGAAGGAAAAAAUAGAUGCGGAGGUCGCUAGUCUCAAGACAGCGGUUAGCAGGUACGAGGAUCUGUGCAACGGUGCGGAAAGUAAGUUUAAAGACGUCUUGGCUGGGCUGCGGCUGAAGAGGCUAACCUGAUGCGCAAGCUUUGGAUAUAGUUUCAGUGCUUCUAACUUGACAUCUGUUUAUUUAUGCUGUUGGGCUGUAGUAGGGCUAUCUAUGCAUCACAGUGGGUUCAGAUCGAUGUGCUGUGGUUAUGUUGUGCAAGUCAUUCGGUACCUUUUUUAUGUAUCUGUAGGUAUCUAUGGCUUAGGGAGCCUGAUGAAGUUUCUGACUCUUAUAAUAGCUACUGCUAUAUUAAUUGCCAGCUAGUUGGACUGUACUUAUUAGCCUGUAACAUAUUUAGUUUGAAGGCAAUCUGUUUCCGUUCUUGUAAACUUUGAUUCCCCUGACUUUUGCCGUCAGAUGGUAGCGAUCCAACAUGAUAUAGUACCACUUU
Molecule: messenger RNA, 3389 nt
Organism: Sorghum bicolor (sorghum)
Lineage: Eukaryota; Viridiplantae; Streptophyta; Magnoliopsida; Poales; Poaceae
Product: DUF724 domain-containing protein 6
Exons: 7
Coding region: 59-3028 (989 amino acids)
Biological process (GO): intracellular mRNA localization
Cellular component (GO): ribonucleoprotein complex; endoplasmic reticulum; nuclear outer membrane-endoplasmic reticulum membrane network
Molecular function (GO): mRNA binding
Source: RefSeq, a predicted model, not a curated record